Messenger RNA from Serpula lacrymans var. lacrymans S7.9, 1061 nucleotides. RefSeq lists its product as uncharacterized. The transcript is spliced from 7 exons. Gene Ontology annotation, cellular component: COP9 signalosome. The record is from RefSeq and is a predicted model, not a curated record. NCBI's taxonomy places the organism in Eukaryota, Fungi, Basidiomycota, Agaricomycetes, Boletales, Serpulaceae. The coding region runs from base 54 to 893 and encodes 279 amino acids.
GGACUGAAUCAAUUACCCCUCGUGUAUCCGUCACAUUCCGCCAACCUGAUAGAAUGGAACUGGGGUCAAACUUUUCUGCCAAGCUAGAGCCUUUCUUGCUCAUGUCUAAAUCUGCAAAAGGAGCAGCAGCAGCGAAGCUGGUUCAGGAUGCCACUUCAGCGCCAGGCGUAUUCGUAUUUGCAGAGCUACUAGAAUUACCUAACAUACAAGAGCUUACAAACAGUGAGCAGCAUGCGCCGUAUAUCUCACUACUGCAACUAUUCUCGUACAAUACGUACCAGGACUAUCUUAAACACAAAGACAAUCUACCACCGUUGAAUCAAGCGCAGAUUACCAAACUCAAAUAUCUCUCGAUCGUAUCUCUUGCUGCCGAACGUCGGAUCCUACCAUAUUCCCAAUUACUUGAGACUCUUCAGAUGCCUACGAUACGAGAGCUUGAAGACCUUAUCAUCGAUGCUAUCUACCUGGACUUACUCCGCGGAAAACUUGAUCAAAAGGAGCAACAGCUUGAAGUUGAGUAUACGAUGGGUAGAGAUGUCGAACCAGGGAAGAUCGAGAGUAUUUUAUCGGCACUUCAGAGCUGGGCUGCAACGACUUCAGCAGUACUAUCAACUUUGGACCAGAAAUUGGAAUACAUCUCAUCCCAUUCUGAAGCAGUUCAUGCAGAGAACGAAGAGCAUGAACGCGCCUUGGCUAGUAAUCUCAAAGAUGUAUUUGAUAGACAAAAGGAUAGUAAGGGCCCGAAGAGAGCACCAGGGACCAGCAGUCUAGCGGGAGGCUUGGGUGAUAGCAUGGACGUUGAUGACCCUGUAGCCGAAAGCACGAAACUCAAGAAUCGAAAAGCACCCACAGAGUCAGCGAUAAAGCGACACGGAAAACGUAAUCGGUUUUGAAACCUUAGGACUAUAAAACCGCCAUCAUUACCACAUUAUUCAGUCGAGAGGGGAGAGUGCAAUUCCAGCUGCAGAUCGAUUCCUUUCUGCUGUAUAUGUACAAGUAUAACUGUAUGAGUACACAGCUUAUGUUUUCAUUGAUAGAAUCUACAGCCAAAGGACUACAAC